AGUGGCCAGCGAUGCGGUGGUUUUAACGCGAUGGCAAUGGGCCUGCCGCUAUGGUUGUGGCUGUUGGCGGCAGUGGCCGCGGCAGCAGCCGUGGCCGGCGAACACGAGCGGCACCUGGACGUGUCGGAGUCGGCGCCCGUGGGCACGCGGAUCGGUUUCAUCGGUGACGGGUCCAAAGACAGCGGUCCACCGUACCUGAUCGUGCCAGUGCCGGGCAGCGCGGUGGACACGGAUCUGGUGGCCGAUCAGAAUACGGGCGAGAUCAGGACACGCGUACCGCUGGACCGGGAGACGCGAGCGUCGUACACGCUGGUGGCCAUACCGCUGAGCGGCGACAACGUGCGCGUGGUGGUGCGCGUGGUGGACGAGAACGACAACGCGCCCACGUUCCCGAGCGCGAGCAUGCACGUGGAGUUCCCGGAGAACACGCCGCGGGACACGAAGCGCGCGCUGAACCCGGCCAAGGACCAGGACCUGGGCGCGUACAACACGCAGCGGUACGCGAUCGCGGCGGGUAACGCGAACAACGCGUUCAGGCUGUCGUCGCACCGGGAGAAGGACGGCGUGCUCUACCUGGACCUGCAGAUCAACGGGCAGCUGGACAGGGAGGCCACGGCCGCGUACCAGCUGGUGGUGGAGGCGUACGACGGCGGCGUUCCGCCGCUCAAGGGCACCAUGACGGUGAACGUGACGGUGCUGGACGUGAACGACAACCAGCCGGCGUUCAACCAGAGCCGGUACUACGCGACGGUGCCGGAGAACGCGACCGUGUCCACCAGCAUACUGCGGGUGCACGCGACCGACGUGGACGACGGCGACAACGGCGUGGUCGAGUACUCCAUCAACAGGCGGAUGAGCGACCGGGACGGGUACUUCGCCGUGGAUCGGCACACCGGCGUCAUCACGGUGAACAGGCCGCUGGACUACGAGACGCGCGACGUGCACGAGCUGGUGGUGGUGGCCAAGGACCGCGGCGACCAGCCGCUGGAGACCACGGCGUUCGUGACGGUGCGCGUGGUCGACGUGAACGACAACCAGCCGGACAUCAACGUGAUAUUCCUGAGCGACGACGCGACGCCCAAGAUCUCGGAGCGCGCGCAACCGGGCGAGUUCGUGGCGCGCAUCUCGGUGCACGACCCGGACUCCAAGGAGGAGUACUCGGACGUGAACGUGACGCUGCACGGCGGCGACGGCCAUUUCGGGCUGACCACGCAGGACAACAUCAUCUAUCUGGUGAUCGUGGCGCUGCCGCUGGACAGGGAGUCGCGGCCCAACUACACGCUGAGCGUGAUCGCCACGGACGCGGGCAGCCCGCCGUUGCACGCGUCCAAGACGUUCCACCUGGUGGUCACGGACGUCAACGACAACCGGCCCGAGUUCGCCGCGCCCGAGUAUUGGGCCAGCGUUUCGGAGACCGCGGAGCCGGGCACGUCCGUCACCCGCGUCACGGCCACCGACAACGACGUGGGCGACAACGCCGUGGUCACGUACAGGAUGCGCGAGCCGUCGCCCCAAUGGUUCCACGUCGACCCGCAGACCGGCGUCGUGGUGACGCGCGACCGUCUGGACUGCGAGCGCGACCCCGAGCCCACGUUCGUCGUGCUGGCCGUCGACAACGGCCGGCCGCAACAGCUGACCGGCAGCGCUACGGUGCACGUGACCAUACACGACCUCAACGACAACGAGCCCAUAUUCGACCAGAGCUUCUACAACGUGCAGGUGUCCGAGGACAGAGCCGUCGGAUCGUGUGUGCUAAAGGUACGUGAGAACCCAACCGUAUUUGUACGCAAUUUACUGUCGACGCUGUAG
Sipha flava (yellow sugarcane aphid) is the source of this 1809-nucleotide messenger RNA. Its product is annotated as protein dachsous-like. Gene Ontology annotation, cellular component: plasma membrane; catenin complex. The record is from RefSeq and is a predicted model, not a curated record. The transcript has a single exon. Gene Ontology annotation, molecular function: cadherin binding; calcium ion binding. The coding region runs from base 31 to 1809 and encodes 592 amino acids. Gene Ontology annotation, biological process: homophilic cell-cell adhesion. NCBI's taxonomy places the organism in Eukaryota, Metazoa, Arthropoda, Insecta, Hemiptera, Aphididae.